AUGGAGGACGAGCAGGGCUACAUGGUGCUGGACAAGCGGGGGGCUGAGGGGAGCCCGGGCCCCCUGCAGGAUGCAGGAUCUCGCCCCCAAGUCCCCUGGGGGGGUUCAUCCCCGCGGCGGGAGAGAGUCCGGACAGGAGCCCCUCGCUGUCCCCGCUGGCUCCUGGGGGUCCUGCUGGGGGUCCUGCUGGGGGUCCUGCUGAGCGCCCUGGUGUUCUGCGUGCCGUGGCUGGUGGCAGAGCGGGGACAGCCCGGGGGCACAGGGGGCUGCGGGAACGCCUCGCUGGGAUGCGGGAUUUCCGCUUUGGGCUGCGCCUGCCUGGAGCUGCGGAAGAGCCUGUGCCCCCCGCCAGUGGGGGAGAGCUGCAGGCUCUGCCCCCCCGCCUGGAGCCUGCGGGGGAACAAGUGCUUCUGGAUUUCCGACGGGGUGAACCCCUGGAACGGGAGCCGGCAGGACUGCGUGGAGUGGGGGGGCGAGCUGCUGAUGCCAGGGGACCAGGAGGAGCUGGAUUUCCUAGACCAGCUGCUCCAGAAACCCACCCGCUACUUCUGGAUCGGCCUCUCCGCCCCCUCGGCCGGGACGGGCUGGACCUGGCUGAACGGCUCCUGCCUGGACCAGAGCUGGUUCCCGCUGAGCUCCGAGGGUGGAGGAGACAAAACCUGCGGGGUGCUGAGGGGGGACGGGAUCGGCGCCGAGAACUGCACCGCGGGGCUGCAGUGGAUCUGCCAGAAAGAAGCCACCCUGUUCUGA
This is a messenger RNA of Apus apus (common swift), 750 nucleotides long. Its product is annotated as killer cell lectin-like receptor subfamily B member 1B allele B. The record is from RefSeq and is a predicted model, not a curated record. Bases 1 to 750 code for a protein of 249 amino acids. The transcript has 6 exons. NCBI's taxonomy places the organism in Eukaryota, Metazoa, Chordata, Aves, Apodiformes, Apodidae.